AUGGGCCUAGUGAGCCUGCGGCUGCCCUGCUUCUUCCAGGCGGGGCUCGGGCUGGUCGUGCUGGCCGCAGCCUACCGCUACCUCGAGGAGCCCGCGGCGCCCGAGGAGCGGCGGGCGCAGGCGGCGGGCGGCGAGGAGAGGGCGGCUCGGAAGUCCUCCCUGUUCCGCUGGAAGCUGCCCCUGGUGUGCAACGCCCUCGUGGGGAGUCUCGCGAUGGGCAUCAUCGGGUCCUGGCAGACGCUGCUGCCUAUCAUCGGUGCCCGGGACGUGGGGCUGAAUCAGAACGAGAUCGGGCUGAUCAUGGGGCUGGCCGGCCUCGCGAUCGCCCUCAUGCAGUUCGGCGUCUUCAUCCCGCUGAGCCGCAGGGUCCGCCUGCCCCUGCUCGGGUCCGCCGGGAUGGUGCUCCUGUCCACGCCGAGCCUCCUGGUGCUGACCGGCAACGGCAUCUGGCAGUUGCUCGUGCUCACGUUCAUUCACGCUGCUGGCGCUGGGCUGGCGAUGGGGGGCCUCUCUAUCGUGGUCAACAUGCUCGCGCCGCCACACAUCCGGGGCACCGUCAUGGCGCUGACGAUCACCCUCCAGGCAUUCAGCCGCGUGCUCUUCCCGCUCGUGUCGGGCCCGAUGUACGACGCCGCGGAGUGGGCGCCGCUGGCGCUCAUCGCGGGCGCCGGCAUCGUGGCCGCCGCGAUCGAGCUCGCGCUGACGCCCUUCGUCCGCAAGCUGUCGCGCCCCGCGGGGCUGUCGAAGGAGCCCCCCGGGGAGCAGCUCGCGGACGCGUCGCCCAGCGUCGACGUGCUGGGGCGCCCGCUGGAUUCGCUCGUGUCUGGGGCGCUUGAGCAG
Messenger RNA from Prorocentrum cordatum, 840 nucleotides. The record is from the annotation of a GenBank genome assembly. Lineage: Eukaryota; Dinophyceae; Prorocentrales; Prorocentraceae.